Trichoderma gamsii is the source of this 984-nucleotide messenger RNA. Its product is annotated as aflatoxin B1 aldehyde reductase member 2. The coding region runs from base 1 to 984 and encodes 327 amino acids. Lineage: Eukaryota; Fungi; Ascomycota; Sordariomycetes; Hypocreales; Hypocreaceae. The record is from RefSeq and is a predicted model, not a curated record. The transcript has 4 exons.
AUGGCUAAAUAUCCGCCCAAGAUCAUUUUUGGAUCAGGUAAUGUGGGCGACUCGAAGCGUGACCCAGUGGUUCGCUUCGACACUCAGGAACAGCUUAAGGCCGUCUUCGAUGCCUUCUAUGCUCGUGGACAUCGUCAAAUCGACUCGGCUCAGGGUUAUUCGGUACAUGCCCCGGGCAGCUGCGAACCUCGACUGGGUGAAGCCAAGGCUGGCGAUCGAUUCCUGCUGGACACGAAGGUCCUCUCUGAUACGGCCGGAUCUCACAAACGAGAGACUAUCCUCAAGGCUAUCGACGUCUCUCUGGAAAGACUGAAGGUGAAGCAACUGAAUAUCCUCUACCUCCAUCAAAGAGACCGUACGGUACCAUUCGAGGAGACUUGCGAGGCAUUGAACCAGGCAUACACGGAGGGCAAGUUCCGCUACUGGGGCAUCUCCAACCUUUCUGUUGAAGAGGUCACGCAACUCAUUCAGAUUUGCGAUGAGAACAAAUGGGUGCGACCCUCGGUUUACCAGGGCCAUUACAACCCAAUUGUACGCGGCGCUGAGAAGGAUUUGUUCCCCGCGCUCAGGAAAUAUGGCAUGAGCUUUUAUGCUUAUAGUCCCGCUGCUGCUGGUUUCUUCGCUGGUAACCACAAGAACGCUCGACCAGGCGGUCGUUACGAUGCUUCCACUUGGCUAGGCGACUGGUAUGCCCAGAAGUAUAAUCAACCAGGAGUUCAGGCUGCCACAGAGAAGGCGUUGGCCACCGCCACGGCACAUGGUAUUGGGGGACACGACGCCGCUCUGCGAUGGUGUGCACAUCACAGCGCAUUGACCGGCGAGGCGGGUGAUGGGAUCAUCCUUGGGGCGGGCAGCUUGUCUCAACUGGAAACGAACAUGGAUUCCAUCGAAGCAGGACCGCUUCCUCAGGAUGUCGUGGCCGCGCUCGACGAUGUAUACCAGCGGAUUGCGAAGACUGACGUGGAGAUUGUCUAUCAUUGGUAG